Molecule: messenger RNA, 264 nt
Organism: Mesorhabditis belari
Lineage: Eukaryota; Metazoa; Nematoda; Chromadorea; Rhabditida; Rhabditidae
Source: the annotation of a GenBank genome assembly
AUGGUUGUCAUCUCAUCGGAAACCGAUUCGUGUCAAAUCUGUGAACAAAUCUUGCAAGAAGCGGCUCGGAAUUUGCAAAAGGAUUAUGCUGAGAAUGAGUUGUUGAAAGAACUAUUACUGGCCUGCAACAGCUUGGAGGCGACAUAUGACCGGGAGACGGUGCAAAAAUGUAUUGGUUUCACCUAUCCCAACAUUGACAUCAUUUACAAUGAUUUUAAAGCCGGCAAAGAUGCACACUCGACUUGUGUUGAAAUCGGGCAAUGU